This is a messenger RNA of Camelina sativa (false flax), 1270 nucleotides long. RefSeq lists its product as uncharacterized. Gene Ontology annotation, molecular function: protein heterodimerization activity; RNA polymerase II general transcription initiation factor activity; core promoter sequence-specific DNA binding. The record is from RefSeq and is a predicted model, not a curated record. NCBI's taxonomy places the organism in Eukaryota, Viridiplantae, Streptophyta, Magnoliopsida, Brassicales, Brassicaceae. Gene Ontology annotation, cellular component: nucleus.
AUCUUAUUUUUCCAUCUCUCAAUAAAAAAAAAAAAAGAAAGUCCAUUGCGUCCGAUUUGGGUCCGAGAAGGACGAAUCAGGAAACAGAGACCAAUUUCUUCUAAGAAGAAACCUUUUUUUUUGUUUUUCCUUAUGUUGUCGUGUUUGAUGGAAUCAACAUAUAUAUUGAUUUUGUUAAUUUGAUUUUAUCCUUCUUAUUUAUUAUUAUUCACAGAGAGAACGGAAGCAAGCAACACAAAAAAAUUUAAAAUUAGGGUUUUAGUUUUAUCUAUCUUCAUCCCCCUUUUGACUUUGGGAAGCUGCUUCGUUUCUGUUGAACAAGGAUGAAGAAGAAGCUCCAGACACGUUUUCCAGCGACAAGGAUUAAGAAGAUUAUGCAAACCGAUGAGGAAGUUGGCAAAAUUGCAAUGGCUGUCCCUCUUCUUGUCUCUAAAGCUUUGGAGCUAUUUUUACAAGACUUAUGUAAUCACACAUAUGAUAUAACUCUCAGCCGAGGAGCGAAAACUGUCAGCUCCUUUCAUUUGAAGCAGUGUGUGCACGCGUUUAAUGUCUUUGAUUUUCUAAGAGAUACUGUUGGUAAAGUUCCUGAUUUGUGUGGCUCAGAUGCUGAAGACCAAUCUGCUACCAAAAGAAGGAAACUUGUCGAUGAAAGUAAUUGCAACGAAGAAGAUAUGAAGAGCACUCAAAUGUAUGAGGUCAAACAUUCUGGCAGUGACAGAGGAAGGCAGGGUAAAGGCCGCGGACGGGGUAGUGGAAGAACAAGAACUGGCCUGUCUCUUACGUUUGAAGAAGAUUUAGAAGAUGGUUCUCCCGGAAGCAGCAGGACACCCUCUCCUGAAAACAGAGAUACAUCUUGGAAGAAAGAUCAUAGUAACGCAAGGAACUUCGAUCUGAAUGUGGAUUUAGAUGAGAAUGGAGACACUGCUACAUGGCUAGAAAAACAGCUAGAAGAAAGUCCAGAGUGGCCGUUGUUGGGAAUGAACGAAAUGAAAAUAGAUCAUGAUCAACAACAACAACAACAUCAGGCUAGUGCUAGUGAUGAGGAAGAUUAUGAUGAAGAAAGCAUAGAGUAGACCAAGACUGAACAAGUUUGGGGUUUGGACGUUUGGUAUUAAGUUAGGUGAUAUGACUAAAAAAGCUAAGAUAUGGGGAAAGGAAACAACAACUUAGGAACUGACACCACUUAUUAUACAUAUAAGAAGCAGUGUUUAUGUAGAAGAUUGAUUGCUCACAUUCUCUUUUAUAUAAUUUUGGUAUUUUUGUUCAUCUU